AUGUCAAACUCUCGAAACCCUCCCAUCCUUCUCAACGAUUCGAACUACUCCACUUGGUCCUUUCUCAUGGUAGCGAAACUGAGCAAACUCGACGCCCUUGAUGUCGUUUUAGGUUCCAUCAAGAAACCGAAAUUGGAUGAUCCUGAAAAACCAACAAAAGAAGCACUAGCGUAUGAGGAAAUAAAUCGAAUCGCAUACAUCGAAAUCAUUGAACAUCUGGACAACAAUCACUUGGCUUACGUGUCUCAGACGAUCACCGACGAAACCUCGUUCUGUGGUUUCUCUGUCUGGCAGAUUUUGAAGAAGAAAUACGCAGGCGAUGACUAUGUCUCGAAGGAUCUAGCGCUGGAGAAGUUUCUUGAUCUCGAUUAUCACGGAUCCACGACCGACUUCAUCACAGAAGUCCGCGCUGCCAAUCAAAAACUCGUAUCGUCCAAGAUCGGUCUCGAUGAUCAAGUCAAAACCGCUAUCAUCCUCCGAAAGCUCCCUUCAGAAUUUCAAUCUCUCAAAACUGUUCUCAGCAUUGGCUGCGCAGGCGAUACUGUGGCGAUGAUGUUAAAUCGACUCGAACGACAUGCGGCUCAGAAUCACCUUGAUCGUUCCUCUUCUCAGCCAUCCCAACAGGCCCUUCUCACUACCGAUGAGAAAUUCUACAUGUGUCCCCACUGCAAGAAGGGUUUCACCAUCUGUUCCCACUGUGAUAAAGCGGGCCAUAAAGAAUCGAUCUGCUUUGAAAAGCACCCUGACCGUCGCCCUUCCAAGCCCUCCGCUUCCGCUGCUUCAUCCAAAUCCAAACCUGCCGCUCAAGCUCAUCUCGCUUUCACCGCUCCCCACGGCUUCACUCCUGAACAAGUCGAAAGCGAACGAAACUUUCAAGCUAUGCUGGCCAACCCUGAAUUUCAGAAGCUCAACAUCAACGCCGAAUAUCGAUUGAAUAACUACCACACCGUCUCCAAUUCUCCACCCCCUGGUGUUAUCAACCAUCCUGCGGCCAAGUUCAUGAGUAUACCACUCAGGGCAACCGUCGUCUGGGUCGGCUUUGAUGCCGAGAUCAUCCUGGCCAUCGAGGGUGACCGCUCCAAGUUCCAUCUCACCCUCCUCGAACCGCCUCACUCUGAACUCCUGCUCGACAAGGAUAGCGUCGAGAAUGGUGGCAAACGUAAUAGCUCGAUCGGCACGCCUAUCCUCCCUCAUAUCUUUGUCAAGACUGAGGUUGGUAAUGCCGAUCGUCACGUGCUCAGAAGCAUUGGUAAUGUCGAAAGGUUCUUGACUGAAACUACUCGGUCCUUGAUCUGCGAAGAAUUCCUUUAUCCU
Puccinia graminis f. sp. tritici CRL 75-36-700-3 is the source of this 1314-nucleotide messenger RNA. RefSeq lists its product as uncharacterized. The transcript is spliced from 2 exons. The annotation marks the transcript as partial. Gene Ontology annotation, biological process: mitochondrion organization; phospholipid transport. Lineage: Eukaryota; Fungi; Basidiomycota; Pucciniomycetes; Pucciniales; Pucciniaceae. Gene Ontology annotation, cellular component: ERMES complex. The record is from RefSeq and is a predicted model, not a curated record.